AUUAGAUUAGGGAUGAUAAAUUUUGCAGUUGGCAAGCUCGGCCCUAGCUAGCGACAUCUUUUGUCCCUAGACAGAGUAAAGUUGCACGACCGCAGCGCUCCUGGCAGAGGCGAUAGGAGGCAUAUGAUCAGAGAAAGAGAAGAAUCAGUUUCCUCUCAAAGGUUAUCCAAGUUCCGUGUUUGUCAAACGGCUUGACAAUCAUGGACAAUCAGUUCAUUAGCAACCGUGGUGGCCGUUGGUUGGUCGGUCAAUCGUUCCUCAUGCGUGUCAUUGUACGAAUACAUUAGCUUUUGUCGCCGCCACACUACGUACACACACACACGUACGCACAAAACACAUACGCGCGCGCACGUACGCCCGUCUGCGCGCCCAUCGUAGCAGAAGGGAACACGAGCAAGCCAUUUGUUCCUCCUCCGACGUUUUCCGUCGCACGCGAAGUGCCGCCCAUCAUCGGGGUAUGUCGUCGCGAGGCCGUGCAAUACGGUAAAAUGUUGCUGCCCGACCGAGAUUGUUCGCUGACAACCAGGUGAAGAUGGAAGAUGACGCUGACCUCAGGGAACAGUUGUUUCACAACACCGUGCGUGAGAACAUAAUAUACCUGCUGCUUUUCCUGCUGCUAUACAUAUCGAGCUAUGCGCUGAUCGCGCGUUUUAGACGCCGGGAUCGCGAGGACUAUCUGUCGGUGGACGAGGAUGAGGCCACCGUAUAUAGGAUCAGCCUAUGGCUGUGCACGGUCGCCCUGGCGAUUUCCGUCGGCGCGACCCUCCUACUUCCGGUGUCUAUCGCCAGUAAUGAGGUCCUCAUCCUGUACCCGAACAGCUACUACGUCAAGUGGCUCAACAGUUCCCUUAUCCAAGGUCUAUGGAACCAUGUGUUCCUAUUCUCGAACUUAUCGCUCUUCGUGUUUCUGCCUUUCGCCUAUCUCUUCACGGAGUCGGAGGGUUUCGAAGGCCAUAAAAAGGGCGUGAUGGCAAGGGUGUACGAGACGGUGACGGUUCUUUGUCUCUUGGGUACCCUCGUACUGGGAAUGACCUAUGUCUUGUCGGCCCUGUUAGAUUAUCAAAACUCAAGUUUGCAUACUUUGCUCAAUUUAUGGAGUUAUUAUUUGCCUUUUCUCUACUCCUGCGUCUCAUUUGUCGGUGUAGUAAUGUUAUUACUAUGCACACCAGUGGGAUUCGUGCGACUGUUCGACGUGGUGGGGUCGUUUCUUGUUAAACCCCAAUUUCUGAAGAACUUGGAUGAGGAGUUCUUUGCAUACAGAUUAGAGGAAGACUGUAUUCGCAGAAGAUUGCAGCACGUGAAAGCUACGGGGAAGUCGUACGUAUCGCCGGUGCCGAUGUCGACGGCAGCGAGCUGCGCCUGGUCAACGCACGAGGACGACGAGCCACUAUUGUGUAUAAGUCCAGGUCUUCUGUGCCUAAAGAACGGUGCUCUGCAAAAGGGUCUUUCUCAACGACUGGACGACGUCCAGAAGCGGCGACAGCUGUUGGAUCAACAGCGGAGGACUUGGUGGGUCCGGCGCACGCUACUUUACCCUGUGGCGAUGCUGGCGUUGCUCGUUUUGUCCACCGCUACUGCUCUAUUAGCGGUGCAAAAUACUUUAGAAUUGCUGAUAGGCAUCAAGGCAUUACCGUUAAGCACGAGGCAAUUUACGCUCGGUAUCAGUUCGCUGUCCAAGCUCGGGCCCGUCGGUGCGGCCAUUGAGGUUGCGGUGAUCCUUUACUUAGCUGUGACUAGCGCGAUCGGCUUGUAUGCCUUACCGGGCGUGAGAAUCGUCCAACCAAGAUUUCGCUCCACUCCACUCACCCAUCUCAUCGCGAAUUGCGCCCUUUUGCUCGUUCUAAGUUCGGCGUUACCGCUGUUAUCGCGAAUAUUAGGGAUGACAAACUUUGAUCUGCUGGGUGAUUUCGGCCGCAUCGAGUGGCUUGGUAACUUUAAGCUUGUACUCCUUUAUAAUCUGAUCUUCGCGACGGCGGCGAUCAGCUGUUUGACCACUAAGUUCACGGCGACCGUGCGCAAGGAGAUCUAUGCCCGUCUGAGAAGCAGCCUGCUCGGCAUCUUCAGAACUACCAGCGUCACCGCUGACGCGAAGAAAUCAUCGUCAGGGAUGUUUUCUAUGAAGGAAGAUUAGACUGAUUUGUUAUAUUAUUAUGUAAUUAAUAUAAACAGAGAGAGAAAAGAGACGCCGGGACCUUGCGAAAGUUUGCCUGGUUUUUAUGGUUCUUGUAUGUCAGAGUUACAAGGACCGUCUCAAGUUUCUCGAAGACGUGAGAAAUUUAUAUCGUACGACGUAUGUAGGAAAGCGGUUGCAGAGUUCGAAUUUGCAAGUCUUUGGACGUGCCAAUCCUUUGAUGCUCUUGAGCUCUUGGACCCCUGGACUGUUAGACUCUCACCUACUCGAGUGAUCACGCCGAAAUUCUCCGUAUUUUCGUAUUCCAAGAUUCUGAAACUUCUUGUUUUAAUUGUUCUUUGAAAACUUUUUUUUAAUUUUUUUAAGAAUUUAUGAAAAUCUAAAUAUAUUAAAUAUAUGAAAAUAUAUUUAAAUAAGAGUGUCUUGCUUUAUGUCUAAGAGAUUGGCUUUUCCAAGGAACUAAAUAUCGAUUACGUUGAAACGUAAUCUCGAGAUAUCCUUUUCUCUUUUAAGAUCCAGGCACUUUUUUCAGUCGCGCGUAUUUUAACUCUCGCGCCAUCGUUGAAGAGCCACCGAAACUUUCGCGAGAGCCUAAAAAUUUAUCGCUUAGACGUAAGCGAACGCUAGUGAUUAUUUGUAAUUAAGACGCGCGAGGCCAGUCAAAGACAUAGUCCGAUAAGAACAAGGCGAUCACAUUCGUAAUAUGUAGCGUUAAAUAUUUAUUUAUUGCAUUAACAUACUAUUUUUAAGAAUAUAUUUAUCCAGGCCUGGGACGAGAACCCAGCAAUCUAGUAUAUGUAUAUAUAUGUGUCGCCAUGAAAUUUAUUUAUAGCGGAUGUAAUGACUGCAAAGAGGAUAUAAUACUGAUUUAUUUUAUGCAUGCAUAAAGCGGCCCCUAGAUGCUCAAUAUUAUUGCAUAAUAUUAUUGAUCGCCUGGAGAUUUGUAUUGAGAGUUUGUACAAUAUAUCGUGCAAUAUAUUGUGUCGAUUUGUGGAGAUUUGGUAUUGCACAUUAUCAUUGCUUAUUUAAGAGCUAUAUUGAAAGCUUGUACAAUAUAAUUCUUUGAAAUAUAUUGUGCAAUUUGUUUCCACUAAAUCUUAGCUUGCUCGGUGAUCAAACAUUGAUUAAUUCUUGUCAUAAAUAUUUUGUCGCUACACAAAAUAUUAAACAAAAACAAAUAAUGAUUGCAAGUGUUGUAAGCAUUAGAAACGCGUUUAUAAGUGUUUUUUUCAUGCUCAAUUAAAUAUUUCAGACUUAAAAUCAUGUCAUUAAAAGUUAUUUCAUCAAUUAACAUUAAUUGUAAUAAUAUGGUCUAUUUUAACGGUAAAAAUCAGCGUCGAGUAUCAUAAAUUGGAAAUAUAUUGCAAUAGUAUCUAUAAAUAGCCCAAUAUUUUACAAAUUGCACAAUAUAUUCCAAAAAACUUCUGAUUGACACAAUAUAAUGCAUAAAUAUAACCUACAGAUGAUCAAUAUUUUAUAUUAAGUCAUUCAAAUUGAAUUCUAAAAAAUAUUGUAGAAAAAUAUUGAGCGUCUAGGGGCCACUUAAUAUGUUGAAUAAAAUUUUUCAUCAAUAUAACGGGCAAGAAUUUAUCCUCCGCGAAAAAAAUCUUCGACAAAUCUUCGCUUUCAAUCGUCUCCGUUUUACAAUUUCCAAUCGUCGUGCAUAGAAGGAAAUGCAGUUUUAAUUUAAAUAAUAAACUUUAAUAACUGCUCGAGAUAAAAACCUAAGAAAUAUCAUUAAUUAGAUUGUAAUAUAAAAGCGUAAGGAUUUGUUUAACAAUAUCUCGUGCGGAAUACGUAAUGUUCUUAGACUGAAUGAAUCACAAUAAAAUGAGAUUUUAAGAGACUUAUACAUACUCUGAUUGUAUAAAGUGUGUACAUUAUAACAAAUCGCAUAAAUUUUUUUAGAUAUUUGCGAUGAAAUGAAAGAA
This is a messenger RNA of Solenopsis invicta (red fire ant), 4062 nucleotides long. RefSeq names its product protein Lilipod (gene lili). The transcript has 9 exons. Gene Ontology annotation, molecular function: transmembrane signaling receptor activity. The coding region runs from base 533 to 2131 and encodes 532 amino acids. Gene Ontology annotation, biological process: signal transduction. NCBI's taxonomy places the organism in Eukaryota, Metazoa, Arthropoda, Insecta, Hymenoptera, Formicidae. The record is from RefSeq and is a predicted model, not a curated record.